AUGAUCGAUGUAGAAGGGUGGACCUUGACUUUGGAGAGGGAAGCUGUUUUGAAGACAUUCGGAGACCAAUCUUGGUUCAAAACAAUCCUUGGAGUUCCUGGCGACUUCGUCACCCCGCCCCAAACACGCAGCCCCGAGGAGUCCUGUGCUCACGUCCUCGAAGGCCGACACCGCGGGCUGGUGCAGGUGGUGCAGGCGGAGUUCCAGCGCUCCAAAGCGGCCAGCGGCUCGGAUGAUGGCAUCUAUUGUAUUUGGGAUCUCUCAAGGAUGGUUUGUACAUAUUUGGUGGAGGGCUCCUCUCAGAUGUCAGUCUGGUCCAUGGAUAGCUCCUUCGACCUCUCCUUUGCAGCGCUGAGUGGCUCCUUCGAUGGCCAAUUGCACCUUUGGGACGUCCGGGAGGACGUUCCAACCAAGAGCCGCCGAGGACUCUCAGUGUGCGCGUUGGCCGCAGACUUCCGCGCGCGCCGCGCUGUCAGCGGCACUUACGACGGCCACCUGGACGGCUUAGGGAUGGGAGGCUCAGAACCUGUCAGCCGGAGGCCACAAAUCCAAGUAAUCAGUGAUCUCUCAGGUCAGCAGCAGGAAUCCAUCAUGCAGCGGCUGGGUAAGGUGGGCAAUAUCUACUGCUUGGGCCGGAAACUUGGGAGCGGCUCCUUCGGGGAAAUCUACUAUGCCGUGGAUUCACAGACUGGAAAGGAAUUGGCUGUGAAAUUGGAACGCGUCGAUAGCAAGCACCCCAUGCUUCUGUAUGAGGCCAAGCUGUUGAAGCAUUUGGAGGGUGCACCGGGCUUCGCAUCCGUCUAUUUUUCAGAUUCACAAGGUGAUUUUAACAUCAUGGUGAUGGAUCUCCUUGGCCCCUCCUUGGAGGAUUUGUUCAACAUCUGCCGGCGGAGGUUUAGCCUGAAGACGCUAUUGAUGUUGGCAGAUCAGAUGCUCUACAGGAUCGAGUAUUUGCACUCGAAAGACUUCAUUCACCGCGACAUCAAGCCCGAUAACUUCCUCAUCGGCGGCAGCAAGAAGUCCCACAUCUUGUACCUGAUUGACUUUGGCCUGGCCAAGAAGUAUAGGGAUUCGAAGUGCAAUCACAUUCCGUACAAGGACAACAAGAGCAUGACAGGCACUGCCCGAUAUGCGUCAGUCAAUGCCCACCGCGGUAUUGAGCAGAGCCGUCGGGAUGAUAUUGAAGCCAUUGGUUACGUGCUCAUUUACUUCAGCCGUGGGCAGCUGCCCUGGCAGGGCUUCCAGGCAGCCACCAAGGAGGAGAAGUAUCAUAAGAUCAUGGAGUGCAAGCAGUCCACCUCUGUGGAGACCUUAUGCAAAGGUUGCCCAUCCAUCUUCAUCCCGUACAUGAACUACGCCAAAGCCUUGAGGUUCGAAGAUCGGCCUGACUACGCCUACUUGCGGCGGCUCUUCAAGGAGCUCUUUUCCAAAGAAGGCUACGAGAACGAUGGCAUCUUUGACUGGUCGCAGCCCACGAUGACCGAGUCCGUGUCCACGGAGCAUUUCCAGAAACAGGUCAUUGAAGCAAAAGAAGAUCACCAUCGAGUGAGGGAAGUCGGUAGUAAGCGUGAGCACCGGCAUUCGGACGAUCAGGAGAUGGGAUCCCCCGUGCGGUGGCAAGGAAGUGCCAAAGAGACGCGCUCCAGGCACGCAGACUCCAUGCGCAGCACGGCCGCGGCGGCGGCCACGGAUCAGCGAUUCCGAAGCGAGAAGAUCUCAGAGGUCGCCUCUCGCAAGAGCAACGGCCAGGGCGGAUCGGGUGCGCGGCCACGAAGUGGUUUUUUCACCUCCCUCUUCGGUUGCUUCAGCGCGAAGUCUGCGGAGCAGUAG
This is a messenger RNA of Durusdinium trenchii, 1830 nucleotides long. The record is from the annotation of a GenBank genome assembly. Lineage: Eukaryota; Dinophyceae; Suessiales; Symbiodiniaceae.